This is a messenger RNA of Penaeus chinensis, 7437 nucleotides long. RefSeq lists its product as uncharacterized. Gene Ontology annotation, cellular component: nucleus. Bases 110 to 5824 code for a protein of 1904 amino acids. Lineage: Eukaryota; Metazoa; Arthropoda; Malacostraca; Decapoda; Penaeidae. The record is from RefSeq and is a predicted model, not a curated record. The transcript is spliced from 26 exons. Gene Ontology annotation, biological process: regulation of telomere maintenance.
UAUGAUCCCACCGGACUGCAUCGUUCAUGUUGGGUCUAUGUUGAUUAUGUGGAGAGAAGCAUUGAUUUUAUGUGGAUUAUGUGGAUAAUCGCUCGCUCUUCCUAAGGAUAUGUGGGCUAACCAAGCGUGGGCGUCGGGAACUGUCCCCGGCGCUCCUACGGGGCAGGACAAGAUUAGUGCAUUGCAACAACAAGCUCAGCAGUAUGCAGCCUUUCAGCAGCAACGUGAGCAGCAAUGGCCACCAUCGGCGGCUCCAUCUUCUGUUAAUCCAUGGGUGUGGGGACAGUCUGGGGUGUAUGGAAUGUACAACAUGUACGGGACCCCGGCAGCUGGUGUUCUCCCAAUGAUGUCGGUUCCUCCUCCAACGUACCAGUCCAACAACAUCCCCCAGUACAAUGCACCACCCCCUGAGCUGCCCCCACCACCCCCAGAGGAUCCUCCUCCUCCACCGCCACCGGAUGAGGACAAGGACAAAUUGGGGAAGGAUGGCACAAAGGGUUCAGUAUUAGAAAACAAAGGUGCUCUUAUGUCUGAGAAGAAGGAGGACAGCAAGGCACAGGAGAAACCAGAUGAGGGGAAGAACCCUGACAAUCAGACCACAGAGUCAAGGACCAAGCCUGCCGAUAGUAAGGAACCAACCCAAGGCCCCCAACAGGAGAAAAUGGAAUCUGAGGCUAAAAGACAGAGACUUGAGGGACAGGACCCUGCCAACCCACAGGGCUUCAACUCCAACCAGGGUGAACAAGGUGGCAGCUGGGGGAAUCCCUUCACACCAGCCGGCAAUCAAGGCAGGGGGAACUGGCACCCUAGAGGAGGAAUGGGAAGAGGGGAUAACCGAAUGCCUUGGAAUAACAAUCCUGGAGGAAACAACAUGAACCAGCCUUGGGGACCAUACAACCAGGGACCAGACAACAGUGGAAGGAAUCCCCAAGAGCAAGGCAACAGGAAUAUUGCCAAUUAUGCCCAGGAUUCAGCAAGAGGAGGGUUCGGUGAUAACAGAGGAAAUAUUUCAGGAGGUGGCCAUGGACUCCUAAAUCUGCCAAAUGAUAUGCAACAAAUUAAUCCAGGAUUAAAAUUGGAUGAAGAGAAUGAUGAAGACUUGAAAGAGUUCGAUAGACAGUUUGGAAACUGGGAAAGGCAGUUCACACAGUGGCGAGAGCAAAACAAAAAUCAUCCCGAUAAGAAUGCACUUAGCAGGUAUGAGGAGGACUGGAAGAGAUGGCGGCAGGAACUCUUACAAAAACGUGAAGAAAUUAAGAAGAAAAAAUUGGAAAAGUUACAGGAAGACACUCUACAGGAAAAGGCAAAUAAGAACGUUGAUUCUGCCACCAACCAGAGUGUCCAGUCCCCAGCCAAUGUAGGUACCACACCUGCUACCAAAGAACCUUCCAACAGUUGGCAGCAGAAUCAGGAGAGAGGAAAUGCUACGUUUGGCCAAGGGCCGGAGAGAAGAGACCUGAAUCAACCAGCCAGCUCCAGAGGCUUCAGUGACGAAAAGCAAGGGGGAGUCAAUCAAAACCAAAUGGGUAGAGGACGCGGAGGAUUCAACAGGGGUGGCAUGGGCCCUGAUCACAAUCUUGGGGGCUACAACCAACAGGGCCGAGGUAGAGAUGACCAGGGACACGAGAACUCUGCCUGGGGCGGAAUGGGACAGUUCGACCAGAAUCAAGGUUUUGAUCCCUCCAACCAAGGGGGAUUCGACCAGUUCAAUCAGGGUAGAGGAGGGUUCACCAAUUUCCGAGGAAGAGGAGGAUUCAACCAGCCAAAUAGUGGAAGAGGUAGAUUCAAUCAGUCUGACCAAAAUGAGGGGCUUCAGCAGAACAACGUCAGCCAAGACAAUCAGCCAUUAGGCGGUUUGAAUCAAGACAAACAAAAUCAAGGUAGUUCUGGAAUGAGAGGCUUUGGACGUGGAGGAUUUGACCGAGGACGAGGGGGAUUCAGCCAAAGAGGGAGAGGUCAAGGAAUGUUCAAUAACCAGAGCCUUGGGCCAGAAGCAACCAAGAAAGAAGAGUCUGCCAUGUGGAAUAAAGAUCAAGAUGACAGGGUUCAAGGAGGAUUUAACCAGGACCUACACAACAGAGGAGGAUUCAAUGCCAACAAUCGAGGACAGAGUAAUUUUGACCAGGAUGAUCGAGAUAUGAGGAGCUAUGAUGAAAAUGAAAGGAUUCAGCAGGACAGUGGCAGAGGCCGUGGCAGUUUUGAUAUGAGAGGUAGAGGUCGUGGAAACUUUGACCAAGGUGGCAGAGGCUAUGAGCGAGGCGGUAGAGGUUGGGGAGACUUAGACCAAACAGGGAGAAGUCCUGGUAAUUUUAACCAAAGUGAUAGAGGUUUUGGAGACUAUGAAAACAACAACAAAGGUCGAGGUGGUUUUAACCAAAGUGGCAGAGGCCGUGGAGGCUUUGAACAGAGUGAAAGGGGCUUUGGUAAUUUUGACCAAGAUAGCAGAGUUGUGGGAGGCUUUGACCAAGACAGUAGAGGUCGUGGAAACUUUCACCAGCGUGGGCGUGGAGGAUUCGACCAAGGGGGGAGAGGCACUCCUGGAGGCUUUGACCAAGGGGGGAGAGGCACUCCUGGAGGCUUUGACCAAGGGGGGAGAGGCACUCCUGGAGGCUUUGACCAAGGGGGGAGAGGCACUCCUGGAGGCUUUGACCAAGCAGAGAGAGGCUCCAAUUUCUUUGACCAGAGUGGAAAAGGUCGGGGUGAAAGGGGUCCUUUCAACCAUGAAAGAAGCCAGGAAGGGUUUGAUCAAGGGAGAAGAGGCCCCGGAGACUUUGACGUGGGUGCAAGAGGUCGGGGAGGCUUUGACCAAGGGGCAAGAGGAGGUCGAGGAGGCUUCGAUCAAGGAGGGAGAGGCCGUGGGAAUUCAAACUUCAACAACCAAGACCAUUCAAACUUUGGCCGAGGAAGAGACUUUGGUCAAAGGGGAGGGAACCAGUUUGGGCCAGGCCGGGGAGGACGCAGUGGCAUGCCAGACCAAGCUCUGCAUGAUGGCCCUACUGAUGCAUUUGGAGAAAACAAGCCCAAUGCAGAUCAGGGCUGGAAUAACAACACAGACAGAUGGCAAGGAAACAACCCACCAUGGGGGCCAGGAGGGAGAGGAGGCUUUAGUGGGCCUGGUAACAGAGGCCGUGGCAGUGGCCGUUGGGAUGGCCGCGAUGAAGGUGGCCAAGGAAGGAAUUCCAACAUGGGCCCAAAUAGGGGACAAGACCCUGCAUGGUGGAACUCUGGGUCAAGGGAGAGCCUACUCGAACAGAACAGUGGGUCGCAGCUGAGCGGGAAAGAUGACCAGCGUAAAGGGGACAAGAGCAGCUUUGGCUUCGGCAUGAAUGAGCCUGGCACCAUCCCAGGGCUGGACCUCCCAGACACCCAGGCUCCCAUGGAGAACAAGAACAUGACACCAAACCAGAAGAAUCCAGUGUCAGCCAAGACAGUGUUCCACGACCAGGAGGAUGAGAAGAUCGAUGUUAAACUUGGUGCUGAACGCCUCCACAUUGGACCCAUUGGUGUACCACACAGCAAGGAGAAGUUUACGCUACCAGAAGAUUGGUACGAUGACGAGGAAGAAAAUGAACACAAGGACACAGAGAAUAAAGAAGAGGCUAGUAGAACAGAGGAGCCCAUUCAUUCGGAAAACAAGAAAGACGAGCCAUUUGAACAAGGCUUUAAAGGUCAACAGAAUGCAGGUUUUGGAAUGCCUGACAGAGACAUGCAGCAAGGGCCGUGGCAAGGAGACAGGAGAGACAGACCGAUGUUUGGCCAAGAUUUUGAAAGCCAACAGAAACCAGGUUUUGGAAUGCCAGACAGGGACAUGCAUUCGCCAUGGCAAGGGGAUAAUCGAGACCGGCCGCCGUUUAGACAGGGCCCAAUGGAUCCUCAGCGUCCCAACCGACCAGAGUCUAAUCCAAGGGCACCAGACACUGCGAUGCAUGAACGCUGGGGCAAUCGAGAUGAGGACCCCAGACAAGAGCGCUUCCCAAGGGAUGCAGGUACAAAAGGCCGCUGGGGAGAAGGCUAUGACAGGCAUUGGGAUGACCGUUAUCCAGGAAGAAGUGGUCCAGAUGACCGAAUUAGAGAUGAUCCUUACUACAAUAGGUGGGAUAAUUAUAGUGAUCGAAGAGGCCAAGAACCCUAUUGGAGGGACGAACGCGAUCCUUAUUAUGAGGACCGUUAUGGGAGAGGAUCAAAAGAUUAUUAUGACUGGCCACCUCAUGACAGGGAUUAUUACGACCGAGAGAGAGAGCGCUUUUAUCAAGAUGGCAGGGGUCCAAGAGGAUCCUUUGAGAGGAACGAACCAGGCUUUGGCACAGAACCCCGGAAUUUCCAUGAGAGAGAUAGAAGAAAUAGCUUUGACCGAGAAGGGAGGGAAUUUUACGACAGAGACAGAAGGGAUCCAUUUUAUCGAGGGGAUCGAGAUGACUUUGGGAGAGAUUCUCGGGACUGGAGUGCACAGGCUGUAGAAAACAGAACAGUUGUUGACUAUGGACACAGUGGACCUGGUUCAGGAGGGAUGAAAAUGCCACCAAAUGAGGGAUCGCCUUUUGGAAUGGGAGCUGAUAUGCCAAAACAGGGACAGGCUAACAUACCAGAGCAUGUGAGAAGAGACCCUAGCUUCAGAAUGGGAAGUGACGACAGAAGAGACAUCCGGAGACUUGAGAAUUCCCCAAGACCCCCUCACUUAGAUCGCAGCCAUAGUAGAUCUCCAUCUAAAAGUAGCAACAGUAAGCAGAUGAAGCCCUUGGAAAGUGGGCACACAACACCACUAACUCAGACAUCCAAGGAGCAAGAGGAGGUGGGGGACGUGGUCACUAUUGAGGAUCUGGUUUCGGUCCCAGGGAGGUUUAUGAGGCCUCCCAAGAUGGUGAUUAUUUUAAGAGGCCCUCCAGGCUCAGGCAAGACAACAUUAGCCAAGAUGAUAAAGGAUAGAGAGGUUGAGAAUGGUGGUAACCCACCCAGGAUUCUCUGCCUUGAUGACUAUUUCAUGGUGGAAACGGAGAAAAUGACCACUGAUCCAGAUACUGGAAGAAAAGUGAAGACGAAGAUUAUGGAGUAUGAAUUUGAGCCAGAGUUGGAGGAAAGCUAUCGAAUGUCACUAAUUAAAUCCUUCAAGCGGCAAGUUGACGAUGGCUUCUUCCCUUUCAUCAUUGUGGACUGCGUUCACAACAAAGUGAAACACUUUGCUGAAAUGGCCACCCAUGCCAAGAAAUGUAAUUUUGAGGUAUAUAUUGGGGAACUAGAGGUAGACCAGAGUAUCUGCCACAGAAGAAACACUCAUAACCACUCCAGAGAACACAUCCAGAACAUUAUACGCCAGUGGGAGAAGACGCCGGCCUCAUAUACAAGAGUAGAUCUGACUCCUUUCAUUCAAGAUGCUGCUAUUGAAGAGGUGGAAAUGGAAGAUUCCAUGGAACCAGCAGCUACAGAUAAAGAGAAUAAAGAAGAUGUAGAAGAUGAAGAUGAGGACAAGGAAGCCUUCAAAAAGGUUUAUAAUGAUUUUAUUCGGAGCAAAUGGGAUACCAUGGAAAGCCAAGAAGAGAAACUCGACAAGCUUGAUGGUGUGAGGUCUGCCAAAAAGCGCAUGGGGACCGGACAACCCAAGUCCAUUGAAGAUUGGCUCCAACUCUCUGAAGACUAUGACUCAAAGGUAGCACAACCUGGAAAGAAACGGGUACGCUGGGCUGAUGUAGAGGAGAGAAAGAAACAAACAGCAGCUCGGGAACGUGGCUUUGUCCUAGGCCAGACAGACUGGAGUCGAAUGACUGACUUGUCCUUUGGCAACAAUGCUCUUGUUCAGAUCCGUUACAUCGAAGGACGUGAGAACAAGUGAGCACUUACACGUGACUCACUCUGCCUUCAUGUGUAGCAUUUGCUAAGACUUCAUUUUGAGUUUCCAAGACACCGGAGCAUUUCUGUUUUGUUAUUAAAUUAUUUCUGCAACCUUGUUUUAGAGGAGUAAUGUCUCAUUAGUGUGAUAAUUUCCCCAUCUAUGUUUUUUGUUUUUUUUUACAUUUUUCUUUUAGUUUGUUAAUAUUAGUAUGUGAAUUAGUCUAUUUUUUAUCAAUUUGAAUGGUAUAUCAUAAAGUUUGUAUUGAAUUGGUUGUACAAGUAUCCUGUACUGAUGGGAUGAACAUCAGUUAGUGUUAGCUGAAAGCACAUUAAAAGUAAUUACUAUGAUUCAGAAAGGACAGUACAUUGCUGUAGAAAUAGAUUCAGGUAAAAAUCUGAAGUUCAUCUUUCAUAUGGUGCUCCAGGAUGUUGCACUUGUAACUGGAAUUUCCUUGAUUUUCCUUGUUUCUUUCUUAUAGACAAGUUAAUCAGAAAAGUAAGGAAGAAGCAAGUAAAAGGUGAUUUUUCUCUUCGUCCUCUCCAGAGCAUUUGUGUAAAUUAUAUUUUUCAUACAGAAUUCUAUGAAGUUUUUCGUCUUUGGAACAAUGAUGUGACUUCUGUUAUUUUAUUUAUUGAUUACAUGAAUAAAAAAAAUUCCAGCUGGGUUUCCCAAUUUAUGGAGGCAGUGCAUCUAAUUUCUAAAUUCAUAAACGCCAUUUUUUCUUCUUUUUUUAUUAUUACUAUUAUUAUUAUUAUUAUUAUUAUUAUUAUUUUUGUAGUGUGAUUUCUCCCCCCUCCCCCUUUUUCCCCCAAGUUGCUGAAACUAGAUUGUUGCAAUUGUCAUGUUUUAAAACAUAACAACACGCUCAUUUUAGUUUGUUUUUUUAAUUACCUGCUGAUACAAUUAUAAUGGGAACUCGGGUUUCCAUGGGAUAUUUUUUAUUGAUAUUUUUUUACAUUUACAUUGUCUGUGUCAUGUUCAUUUUAUUAUAAAGUAGAAUGUCAAUGUUUAUCAAGUAGGCUGACAGACUAUUGUAAUCUUAGUGACUGAAGGUCUUCUAUAAAAAAUGCAUGAGAUUGCUUACAAAAAAAAGAAAAAAAAGAAAAAAGAUUAUUUAAGAAAAAAGGCAAACAAGAUUUUUUUAAAAUGUUAAUUACAUGUUUGGUGGGAAAAGUAUCUGUGUUAUCCAUAAUCUCUCAGCAUGUGGAGAGAGAGAGAGAGACUUUGAUAUUAUGUGUAUCUAAGUGUGCAUGUGGGAGCACAUGCUAUCUCCUCACGUGCAAGUCGGGUUAGAUGUACAAUUCUGUGUAAUGAUUUUUUGCUCAUUAGUUAAGUUUCCAAAGAAUACCUUUGUACAUAGUGCAUAAACAGUUGAUAAAGCAUUGAAACUGAGAGAGGGAAUAUUGUAACCAGUAGAAAUACCUAAGUCUUCUAAGGUAAGUGUGGAAAUAAGAUGUAGCUGUAUCUCCAGUCUCAUUGAUGAGUGGAGAUCCCCAUAUAUAUAUACAUAAUUAUAGACAGACAGACAUUUACAUAAUGUAUAUUAUCUCUAUACAUUUAUGUAUGUAUCUAUGUAUGUAUUUAUAUAUAUAUGCGAGUGUGUGGGUGCGUGC